AUGAUAGUCUAUGGCAAAGCUUGCCAUCUCCCGGUUGAAUUAGAGCACCGAGUGCUUUGGGCUCUUAAAACCGUCAAUCUUGAUCUUACUCCCGCGGCUAGGAGGAGGUACUUCCAAAUCCAUGAGUUAGAGGCUCUUAGAGAUGCGGCAUAUGAGCGUUCAUGGAAUAUCAAGGACAAAACGAAAGCGUUGCAUGAUAGGAAGCUUAAGGGGUUGAGAGAGUUCAAAGUUGGUGAUAAAGUGCUUCUCUAUAAGUCAAAGUUCAAAUUAUUUCCCGGAAAGUUGAAGUCGAAGUGGACGGGACCUUAUGUUGUGAAGGAGGUGUUCCCGUAUGGCGCGAUUGAGUUAUUUGAUGAAGUUACGAAAGGAUCUUGGAAGGUGAAUGGCCAUAGAUUGAAGCAUUACUUAGGUGGCCCGAUUGACAAGACCGAGAGGGAGGAAACUCCUAUCGAAGAAAUUCCAAACACCACCGCGUAG
This is a messenger RNA of Helianthus annuus (common sunflower), 477 nucleotides long. RefSeq lists its product as uncharacterized. The record is from RefSeq and is a predicted model, not a curated record. Bases 1 to 477 code for a protein of 158 amino acids. Lineage: Eukaryota; Viridiplantae; Streptophyta; Magnoliopsida; Asterales; Asteraceae. The transcript has a single exon.